Molecule: messenger RNA, 1521 nt
Organism: Clarias gariepinus (North African catfish)
Lineage: Eukaryota; Metazoa; Chordata; Actinopteri; Siluriformes; Clariidae
Product: beta-1,3-galactosyltransferase 2-like
Exons: 3
Coding region: 163-1263 (366 amino acids)
Cellular component (GO): membrane
Molecular function (GO): N-acetyl-beta-D-glucosaminide beta-(1,3)-galactosyltransferase activity
Source: RefSeq, a predicted model, not a curated record
GAGAUAGCUCUGCUGAACGAUACAGAGAUAUUUCCUGGACAAUUUCUGACUCAAUCUCUCUUUGCUAUGCUACUGAAUUAAUAUUUCAGGAUUUAGACACACAUAAUCCAAAUCAGUAAGUGAACUGAUGGACGAGCAGUGCAAGAAACAUUGACAACAGAAAUGAUGAAGACCAAAUUUCCUGGAAGUAUUAGAUGUCGUUGUUCUCUUCUUCAAGUUGGCUUCCUCACACUUCUUACAUCGGCUGUGUUACUUUUGUACUACGUAAAAUUAAUAGAAGUAUCAAAAAUUUGGUCUGAGAUGGAUCGGAUAAUGAAGAAAACUACAUUCACCACAGAGACAGCAGCUUUAAAUGGCUACCUCGGCGCAUCAGGUCUACAAUGGACACCUUCUGCGUUACCAGGUAAACCAUGUCAACCUGAAACUACAUACCUCGUGGCAUAUCCCUGUAAAUAUCAUUACAUUUUAAAUGAAUUAGAGAGGUGUCAGAAUGAGAAGCCCUUCUUGGUCUUGAUGGUACCUGUGACACCAAACAACAGGGAAGCUCGGGAUGCCGUCCGUACCACCUGGGGAUCUGAGAAGAUGGUUAUGGACAAAGUGGUGAGCCUUUUCUUUCUGCUUGGACAGCCUGGACAUGAAGGGAGAGAGGAGAUGCAGCAGAAGAUCUUGCAGGAGAGUGAGGAACACCAUGACAUCAUUCAAAGUGAUUUCCUGGACAGUUAUAAAAAUCUUACCAUCAAGACUAUGGUGAUUAUGGAAUGGCUGGCAACUUACUGCCAAAAUGCCACCUAUGCCAUGAAGAUCGACUCUGAUAUGUUCCUAAAUGUGAACAGUUUAAUAAACAUGCUUCUUCAGGCACCAAGGAAGAACUUUAUCACGGGGCUUGUGGCCAUAGGGGCUGCUGUUUCCAGAGACCCCAGCUCUAAAUGGUAUCUGCCAAAAGAUGUGUUUCCUGCUGAUUUUUAUCCACCUUACGCACUGGGAUUGGGCUAUGUGAUCUCCCUGGACCUUCCAAACAAACUGAUUGAAGGAGCAAAGCAUGUCAAAGCUGUCUAUAUUGAAGAUGUAUUUUUAGGACUGUGCAUGUGGUAUCUUAGAAUACCUUUGACCAACCAGACUGAUCAGAGCCUCUUCAACUACUUCACUGUUCCUUACAACCGGUGUCGCUACUCAAAACUCAUUGCUACAACCACACACAGCCUACAGGAUCAAGUUAACUUUUGGAAAGAACUUAAGAAACCAGGACCACAUUGUCAACCUUGAAUGAGUGCCAAAAAUUAGAGUCUGGUACAUACAAAUUAAGGAUGAAUUAUACAAUGAAACCUGUGUGCCGAACAGCCACCUUAAUCUAAAGUAGAUACAAGCAACAUCUUAAGGGUUUGUGCCAGAAAGGAAGUAAGUGAUGCUUUUGCCACCAGACUUUCAUUGUAGAUUGACCUUCUAAAUUCUGCAAUUCACAAAGAAAUUAUAACCUCAUACUUUUGCACGCAUGUGAGAAUAAAAAUGAUGCAGAGAAAUGAA